This is a messenger RNA of Metarhizium acridum CQMa 102, 807 nucleotides long. RefSeq lists its product as uncharacterized. Lineage: Eukaryota; Fungi; Ascomycota; Sordariomycetes; Hypocreales; Clavicipitaceae. The record is from RefSeq and is a predicted model, not a curated record.
AUGGCGAGACUGCAAUAUUACGGUACUUCGUAUGGCAGCUUUCUAGGAAACCUCUUCAUGUCCAUGUUUCCCGGGCGUGUAAAGCGCAUGGUUCUCGAUGGGGUGAUAGUUCCAGAGGACUGGGUAGCAGCGGACUGGCACAACUCCCUUCUUGAUAGCGAGAAAGCGCUUGAAUACUUCUACCGCUCGUGCUUUGAAGCCGUGGCCAAGUGUCCUUUGACCGAGUCGUCCGACCAUUCUUGGCAUUCAAUACGGGACAGAGUGAAUACAUUGCUUGGCGGGUUGGAGGCCAACCCAAGACCAGCCCUAACACAAGGGGGCACAGAAACCAUCAUCACAGCUAAUAUGGUUCGUUCGUCCAUCUUUAGUGCACUAUAUCAGCCCGUCGACAAGUUUGAACGGCUGGCGGACUCACUGGCAAGCGCAUUACAAGGCAACUACACCUUACUUCUACAAAACACGGGCCUCGACCGCCCGGGGGAUGGCUGUACCCCGAAGAAACCAUAUCAAUACAACUGGCUUGGUCUCUCGUCCUCGGCGGUAGUAUGCGGUGACGCUCAAGACAUGACGCACCACAACGAGCACUACUGGCAGGGCUACUUUGAAAAACUUGGAGGCCAAUCUCCGGAAUUCGGACACCAUGUUGCCAAAAUACCCUUUACAUGCUCCGGAUGGAAAAGCAGGCCGGAAUACAGAUUCACUGGGCCAUUUUCGUCUCCGGAAGCAGAUCCACGCGAUGAACAGGAACGACCCUCUGCGCCGGCCCUACUCUUAUCCAGCUGGAUUGAUCCUAUAACGCCGCUCUAG